AUGGUUAGUAUCGAAAAGUUGAAGUGUAGUGUUUUAUCCAAUCCAUCUAUGACUAUCAGGUCAAUUUUCUCUGAAUAAAAUGAAAUAAAUUGCAAGUUUGAACGUUAAACUGUAGUACUGUCCUGUUAUUUUGUAGGCUCGUGGUCCGAAGAAGCAUUUAAAGCGUUUAAAUGCUCCGCAUCAUUGGAUGCUUGAUAAGUUGUCUGGUACUUUUGUAAGUAAAAGCAUUAAAAUUUCUUCUUUUACUCUAUAUAUUUUUAACUUUUAUUGAUAAAACCAGUCAUUAUUAAUCUUUUUUGCUCGAUUAUGUCCAUUUAAUUGUUUAAUGUGACUCAUGGAAUCUUUUAUGAAACAUCAAGGUCACUCGAAUUCUCUUCUAUUAUGAUCAGCUUAUAUUUUGGGUAAGAUUUUCCUACAGCCCCAUACGUUUAUUGUGGACACAGCAAUAAUUUCAUACUAUUUCAUACAUCUCAUACAAAUCUCACCAAAAAUUCCCACACAGGCUAUUAAAACUUCAAAAUACUCACUGAAUAACAAAAGUGCUCCUUUCCUCAAAGUGUUGGUUUCUGAAGUUGUCCCUUUAAGGAUAAUAAAGUGAAAAUCUAGCAGUGUUCUACUGUAAAUUCUGCAUUCUGAUUGGCUGAUACACUUGUUAUCUAUCAGCUCAUAGUACGCCUUGCUGGAAAUCACCAUAAAGUUCUCUUGUUCUUGUAAGAGAAAUGAAUGUUAGCAGAUUCCUAAUAACACAAUUAUUAGAAGGCUCACUCUCAGUUUCUACUGAUAGUAGAUCAGGGUUUAAUGUUAAUCCUUCAUCCCUGAGCCUCGUUCUGCUACCAGCCUGUGUCAGGUUUAUCAUCAGUUUCUGUUCCUGUGCAUUCUUCUUUCUAAACCGUUCAGUUCACAGUUUGAGCAAAUGGUAAGCAAAAUUCAGGACUGGGAAAUUUCGUCCUGGAAUCGCACUUACCAUUUGUACAAAUCAGUUCCACUUAUCAAAAAUGGUCGCAAAGGCCUGAAACAGGUAUCAAAGAUGGCUUUGAAGAAACGGAAACUAAUUAUCGUUCAGAAAAACACAACAACAACUUUUUCAGAUGGUCUCUUGCUCUGAAAAUUUUCCCCUGGAAUGAUCCAAAAAGUUGUGUUCCAUAUACUUUCCGACCAGCUUUUCUUGAAACUUUUUGUUCAAGGUAAACAACCUGGGCCCGGUUCCCCGAAAGAUGGUUAAGUUUAACCCGGGAUUAAUCCAAAUUUUAAGCAAGGCUUUCUUGCCCAAGAACAUGCAACCUGAGCUUACAAAACACUGUUGAGCCUCCACUUUGAGAAAUGGAAAUGUUAACACUAAGUGAUACUCUAAGCAGUAGAUAGGAAGGUAAAAUACAAAAAUGGAACAAAAUUUUAAUCCUGGAUUAGCGCUAAUCGCCCUUUCAGGAACCAGGCACUGGAGGUGGAGGGAUACAUGUAAUGAACUCCUAUAAUACAUUGGCAGUUUCAAUAGUAUAUUGACAAACUAUUUGCCCUUCGUUAUAGGCACCACGUCCAUCCACCGGUCCUCACAAGUUGCGAGAGUGUCUGCCACUCAUUGUUUUCCUUAGAAACCGCCUCAAAUAUGCUCUGAGCUAUGACGAGGUCAAGAAGAUUCUUAAACAAAGAUUGAUUAAGGUUGAUGGAAAGAUUAGGACUGAUGUCACCUACCCUGCUGGCUUCAUGGGUGAGAAUUCAUUAUAUCAAUUGCAUAAUCGUAAUGUCUGAAACAGUCACUUUUUUGCAUGUUCACAUCAGACAAGCUGACUUAAACCACAAUCUUUACUUUUGAAUUACAAACAAGACAGGUUUCUUAGUAAUUAUCAAGUUCUGCCAGUGGUAAAGUUGACUGGAAUAACCAGCCAAAAAGAUUUUUUAAACAUUAUAAUGCAAAGAACUGAACAUUGUUCAUAAUUGAGGCACUUGGCAAUGUAAUGUAACGUGCAUAAGAGCCAUAUUAACUUUACUUGCCAAAACUUGGAUGAGAAAAUGAUAAACGAGUAGUUAAUUGAAUAUGGUGUUAGAUGAAUAUGAUGUUAAGAGGUAGAUGGAUCAAAGAGGGUGUUAUCUUUCGAACUUAAAAAUUGAAGUGGAUAACAACCUGUGCGAUCAACAUUAUUUCAAUAAGCCAAAUUCAGUGGUGAAGAAAUUGUUUUAUUUGUUGUUAGAAUUAAAUUUUCAUACUUAUAAUAGCCCUAUCUUAGUAAAUAAGCCAAUUAAUAAGCCAAUCAGAAAUAGGGAAAUAUUUUGAACAAGUAAUGAUGGCCCUUGUUAUUGUUAUUUUGAACAAGUAAUGAUGGCCCAUAGUCAUUGCUAAAGUCCCUGCUUAUUGUUAUGGUGUUGGUGUCUUUGAAAAGGAUUCCAUGCAGCUUUUGACUUAAGCAUUGGAAGGGUUUUAGUCCAUCAGGCCAUCCCCAUAAAAUGUUUCAUUUCCCAUCGCCCGACCGACCCAUUUUUUUGGAAAAGUACAAAAAAAAAUUCCAGAAUCACUUGUAAAGCAAGUACUUUAAUUUACAAGCACACGAUCUUGUCUUAUUAACACCAAUUGUCUUAAAUUAUCAUUGAUACUUCAUUUUCGUAGCCUUUUUAGACAUUUGAUAGUCCUGUUAAUAUACAUCUUUUGCCAUCUGAUUAUAUCUUGCAGACUAAACAUGAGAUUUAAUAUGCAAUCAUCUGUUCAUUCUUUUUUUUUUUUUGCCCGACUGACCGACCCACCUUUACGAGGGGGAGGGCGGUGGGAAACAAAACAUUUUAUGGGAAUAAUAGCCCUUUGAACCCCAAGCUUUCCAAGGAAAUUAUAUUUUUUUGACAAAAUUAUCCAUGUUCAACCAUAUUUUUUCCUGGGCAAUUCUGUCCUUGGAUGUUUCUCAAAUGUAUUUGGUGAAUUCAUUUUUGCAGCCUCCAAAAAAGCCUGAUCAUCACUUUUGUUCGUAAUUCUUCAAUACAUGUGUAUAACUUUGCAUGAAAGCUCAAAGAGCCCAAAAAAUCGUAUUAUUUUUCUGCCAUUUUUCAAACAUGUUUUUGUCUUAUUUCCGAGGUCUGGGUAAAUCCCUCUCAAGAGACACUCUUGAGCACAUAUUGUUUCCAAUGUCUUUGGCCACAGGUGUACUGUAGUUUUUCAGAUGAUGAUGCAUUGUGGCGUUCAGCAUGAAAGGGAACUGGUGGAACCAAAUAGGACCGUCUUGAAACGAAAGACCUGAAAUUCGCUUUCGGAUUCUUAGGGUCUGACAACCAGAAAAAUCGGUAAAGUCUCGGUCAUUGCCAUCGAGACCGACAUGAAGAAAAGGCCUUCUCAAUAUCUGUGGACAGGCCGUAAGUGAAGGAUCGGAAUCUUAUGAUGAUGGAGCACAUAUCGCUUAGAAAUGGAGGGCCCACCAUAAGGCAGUCGUUCAAACUUGGAGAGUUGUUUGAGGAUCGGGAGCUGCAAUCAAAACAACUCUGAUAGGUGUGGUAGCAGAUUCUUUCUUGACUGCGUGAUGUGGGAGGUAGUGCGCUCUAUCCAUACUGUCUACAUUGUCAACCCUUUCAAUAAAAUCACGCCUUUCAUGUUCUUUGAUAAUUUCCCGUCGAGGUAAGAAGGCUAGGUGUCUGAGCAAAGGCGCACCAUAGCCAGCGGCGGCGUGCACAGCUACCAUAGUUGGAAGGUAGUGUGGAAAAUCUUCCUUCCAUGGGAAUUUGGCGCUGUAACUGCCAUCGGACAUUCUUGUGAUUGAGGAUCUCUGGUAGUGUUGCAGGAAGGACUCCUGAUUAUCCACUUCUGUAGGUGGUGUGAUGCCUAUAGACUCCAGAGACCAGAAAUGUUCAAGAUCAUGUUCUGCCGCCGUUGUGGAAGACAGUGUCUGUAGCAGGUUCACAGCAGUGUCAGUGCGAUGGACGCAGUUAGUCUGUAGUGGUCCAGAGAUGAGGUAGCCAAUCUUUGAUUCUACAGCAGUUGGGCCUUGACCGCGGAUGACCGUGUCCAUCACUAUAUCCCAAUAGUGAUCCGCACCAAGUAGAAGUGAGAUUUCAAAAUCUCGUCCGGCGUCACAGGGUGGGCAAGUUGAACCCCUUAGGUAGGGUAUGGUUCGGACCUGCUGCCGAAAGGGUUCUGAAGUGGUGUGGUGAUUUGGUCAAUCACAAGGACACGUAUUGGUAUGUGUUCCCAUUGUUAGUGACGAUAGUGAUGUUGGCCAUAGGUAAUCGUCUGUUGGAUGAGGAGUGUGCACCAAAGGCAGACAAGGCAAUAGAUUCAUUCUCUGUGUAAAGUAUGCCUAGUUGAUCAGCGAAGGACUGCGUGAUAAAGGGCGCUGUGCACCUUCGUUGAAUAGAAUGUUAGCUUCACAGUGCGUAUGGUUAUAGCCAACAGUUGCUACAGCAGUUUUCAAGAGUGAUAUUGGGCCAUUGUUGACUGGGAUAUUCGUUUGAGUAAUUGGUGCGAGAGAGAGGUAUGUACCCUGAAGGGUGGCUCUGCUAUAGAAGUAUGAGGACUGUGAGUGGGAGCCGUAUUGUCAGGUGUGGUCGGAGGGUUGAUGGCAGGAUCAGUGGGGCCCAAACAUAAACUUGUGUGAUGUUUCCCCUUACAUUUAUGGCAGCGGAAUUUUGACUGACACACUGAAGACUUGUGUUUCCCAAACAGUUGAAGCAAUGUCCGAGAGUCUUAACCUUUGUCCAUCUCUCCCGAGCGUCAGUGACUACUUGACAAUUGUAGGAGGGGUGGGGACCCUUGCAGUACAGACAUUUUUAGAUUCUGGUUUACUAGAUUUCCCCAAAUGAGGCUGUUUUCCUUGUAUUUGAGCGAAAAAGAACCAGUGAUUGUUGGGGUGAGUCCAUGAGGGUGUCGUUAAGUUGGGUACCUGCUUCAAGGAUUAAUUUCCCUUACAAUAGCUUCUCUCAACAAACAUUUAUGACACCUCACCCAAAUUUUCCUCCUCCCCUUCUCCCCACUGUUCACUCAUAUUUAGGAUCACGAGUAAAAAGAGACUUAAGUUUCGUGAGGUUGGUUACAAAGCUCACAUCUGCAGCCCAGUCAAAACUUUUAACAAUAGUAGGCAGGAUAAUCAGAGCAACAGGUGCUAAAGGCCCAACAUUGUGUGGUUUUUAUUUAAUGUUACUAAACCCAAGUGUGGAGUAGGGGGCAAAUGUUGCUCAUUUUGGGUUGUGCCAGGGCUGUGUCUGACAUGUGUCCUUCACAUUACGAGGAUUAGCAUAAAUGUUGAAAUUAUGUCUAGUGCCAUGACAAAGAUAAAGAGAUGACAGUUAAUCUGUUAAGAGUCAAUAAAGUGAUUUUGUUCUUCCUCUUUUAGAUGUCGUCUCCAUUGAAAAAACUGGUGAGAACUUCCGCCUGCUCUAUGAUGUGAAAGGUCGCUUCACAGUGCACCGCAUCACUAAUGAGGAAGCUAAGGUGAGAAAAAUGUUAUGAAUUAAUGACUUCACUUUGGGAGUUGGUGGAUUGAUUGAUUGAUUGAGGAGCUUGGUGUAUUGUUAUGGAGCAGAUGAUGGUGAAAUAAAAAGCAGAAAUUUGAAGGAUGAAUAAUCUUUGAUUCCAAUUUAUUACUGCUGAUGCUCCGUAGUGAGAAAAAGUUCAUGUGUUUCUGCUUUGUUAAUAAUUAGCAAGUGAAAGUGUUAUUUUUUAAUAAAAAAUUAUUAUUAAAUGAGGUUUUGUAUGAUAUGAGGAAAUAUGCAGACAGACUGAGAAGAGUGUUAUCAACAACCUCCGAGAUCAGCAUAAUUCUUUACUCCAUAUGACGUAGCUUAAAUUCAAUAAUUGUGUUAUUUGUCAUUUAAAAUAUUUCCAAGUUCUUAACAAGUGCACCUCCUUUUCUUCAAAACUUUGGCCUAUUUCUCGGCAUGUUUUCGUGAACAGAUGUUUUUUUUUCUUGCAGAUACUACGCAAAAAGUAGUUAACAUCUAUCGAGCAAUGUGUUUUGUGUAUUCUUGCAUUUCUUCGAUUCAGUUUUAGUCAGAAAUUUAGAUACUUUAAACUUCGGAAAAUAAGCCCGGGGCUUAUAUUUCUCAAAGGUCCGUUCAGAGGGCUUACUUUUGGAGGGACUUAUGUACUGAGGGAAAUUUGCAUUCCAAAAACAAUUGGGCCAGCCAUAUAGUUGGAAGGAAAUUUACUGUUUGUGCUUUGUUUUCCUUUGUAAAGUUGAGGGCAAUUUCCAAGUACAGGCCCCCAAGGGGCUCAUAUUUGGAGGGGCAGUUUAACGGAGGUGUUUAUUGCGUUACAAGUUUGGGGUACUUAUAUUUGGAGGGACCUAUUUUCAGAAUUUUAUGGUAGUUCAUCUUUGAAUAGCUGUGACUGCCAUUUGUUUCAGUUCACCAUUGCCCAAGAAGCCUCGUUUCUAGGCAAAUAUACCAUUGAUCAACCUGGUAUAUUGCUUGCUUCUUUUAAAUAUGGAAUUGGAGCCAAUCAGAAACUGCUAACUAUUUUGAAUAAAUAAUAACGUGGUUUUUGUUUCUUUGGAAAAAGAGUAUAUUAAAUACUGUGUACUGUGAAUGGUAGUGUGCUGUGAACUUAAUAACAUAAUAACUCCUGAUUUGUGGUUCAUUUAUUCAGAUUAGAGUUUGAGCGAUGGCAAGUUAUAAAAGUUCUUUAGAUAUUAAGAUCAAUUACAACUAUUGGAAUAUGUGUUGUGUGAAGCUGGAGGAGUUGUGUCCAAUGUGGGGUGAAGCACAGGCCAAAGCUCAGGUCAGGAUAAGGUUGCGGCCUUAUGUCCCAGCCGGGAUAAAGAGCUUGAGUGAGUGAAUGAGUGAUGGCAAAAGUAGCAUACCCUUGGGAGUUGGCCACCCAUUUUAAGGUCCAUUGGCCGCCUUACUAAUAAAAAAGGCUAAUAUUUACCAGUAAUUAAUACUGUAGUUUAAACUGUGCAGGUGCCAUGUCAAUGUUAAUAAAAUAUGUUUUGUGUUGAUAAUUCAGUACAAACUUGGCCAAGUGAGACGUGUAGCUACAGGAGCGAAGGGUAUCCCAUACCUUGUGACUCAUGAUGCCCGCACUAUCCGCUACCCUGACCCUUUGAUUGCUGUGCACGACACUGUUGUGUUGGAGAUCAAGACUGGCAAGAUCAUUGAUUUCAUCAAGUUUGACACGGGAAAUCUUGCCAUGGUUGUUGGUGGCCGUAACAUGGGACGAGUCGGUGUUGUUACUCAUCGUGAGAGACAUGCUGGUAGGUUGAAGUUUCUUAAAGAUGCGGUUAAUACAGUAAAUACUGGUCAGUAAGAAUCUGCAUUUUCCCAUGUAAGCCUAAACAAGUUCUUACUUAAAUGGUAAUUAGCACAAAGUGAGGUUAUUCAGGGGCCAGUUUCAUUUAAAUUUUACAAGUGUAAUUUAGAAGUGUGGCUAUUGUUUUUAGACUCCAAAACAAUAGCUACGCUUGUUUUACACUUGUGAAAGUUUUAUUAAAUUAUUAUUUUCUGAAAAAAAAAUUUGUAUUGAAUCUAAGAGUAUUUAGUGGUAUUCAGCGUGAUUCUGAACAUUGGCAUUUGCAUUGCAGUUGGAGUGAUAAGGCACUUAUGUCCCCAAAGAGGAUCGUGAAUGUUGACUUAUCUUAUUUGCCCUAGUAUACCAAUUUUUUUUAAAAUAGAUUUUAGAAAAUAAGAACCUGUUUCAAAUUUAAGACCAAACAGGUUCUUGUAAAGAGGGGGCUUAACAGGAAAAUUUUAAUGUAAUAGGUUCUUAAAACACCAGAUUCUUAAUCAUGGGCUUUUACUGUAGAAUAAGGGAAGAGCAAUUUUAACCAAAAAAAUAAUGCAUUAUAAAAAAGAGAAGGCGAGUCUCAGACAGUAUUCAAACCCGGAGUUGCAAAUAAUUUUUCUUUCUAAGGAGGCAUGCAUUCAGCUAAGUCACCAUUUUGUUUGGAAAAGACAAAAGUGUUAUCACACUCAAUCAAUGUCAUGUCCAUGUAUGAUUGUUGGCUGCAAUGGUUAACUGCCCACCUACCUCUCCCCAAAGCCAACAUAAACACUUACUUCUCUUACUUACUUAGGGCAAAAUGUUGGCUGAGGGGAGGGGUAGGUGGGAAGUUUCGCAGAAGCGUAUAAUGAUCUCUUAUUGGCCUGGUUCAACUAUUUACAUGUGCUCAGGUUAGAUUUUAUUCAUCUGAGCCCAGUUGUUUGAAGGCCCAUUAGUGCUUAACCCAGGGUUAAAUUUAAUCCGGGUUUCCGUUUCGUUUAUUGAAAAGCAUUUUCUUGGAUAAUUUUCUCCAUUGUUUUUAACAACAUCCAAUCAUCAACUUGUUGACAAAACGAAUUAAACGGAAAUUACUUUUUAAGCUUUCAUAUCUGAAUUCAAAUUUUGCACUAACCCUGGGUUAUCUUAACCCAGCUUUGAACAACCUGGCCCAGGAAAAUAAAAGUAUUAGUUUCUUGUCUUCUGGACAUCAUAUGUGACCACUGGCACAGUGAAAAUUUUGUUUGACAUACCCAGGCAGAUAUUUUUAGUUAAAAGUAUGUACAAAAUUCUUUUUACGUCUCUUUCCUGCAUGUAUUUAGAUCUCUCAAGCUUCAACCUUGUUGAUGAAAAUAUUGUUUGUUGGCAUGCCAAUAGUUGUCAGUGCUGGCAAAGUACUCAACUCUAACCAUGUGUUUUGCAGGUUCAUUUGACAUUGUCCACGUGAAGGACAACACAGGUCAUUCAUUUGCCACUCGAAUCAGCAAUGUGUUCAUCAUUGGCAAGACAAACAAGCCUCACGUGUCCCUACCCAGGGGUAAAGGAAUCAGGCUCACUAUUGCUGAGGAGCGAGACAGAAGGCUGCAAGAGAAGGCCAAAAUGAGCUCCAUGUAAAUGAGAUACAGAAGGACCAGUAUUAAAAUGUUCAGAAUCACAGUAUCUCCUGGCUUGUGUUUUUUUCAUUGCGUAAAAACCUUUAGCCUAGCAAGGCUGUGCUCUAGCAUUGCUUUGUGACCCUGGUACUACUUUGAUUUUAAAAAAUCUUAGUAUUUCUAGAUAACAAUCCUAGGCUGGGGACCUUUACCCUGGGUACCAGAGGUUUUUUCUGGCGUGCGACGGGGAGCUUCGUUUUGUCGACCGUUGGCCGACACGUGUUCGGCCGAAGGCCGAAGACACGAGACUUGACAGAAACCGGAAACCGUGCAUGAAAAGCCUCUGGCACCCCGGGUACGGGACCUUAUAUUUGUUAGCUUCAGGCCUCUGAGCCCCCUUCAGUGUUUUCUAGAGCACAGCCUUGCCCUAUUUUCAGCCAUUGAGUAAGUUCAUUUUACAUCCUUCUCCUCACAACGUGUGUGCAAAGGAACUAUGGUGCACAAAGUGGCUGGUGAUCAAACCCAGCUCUAACCUAGCCUCCUGUGAAGGUAUUCUUCAUCCAUUUCCUCUCAGACACAGGUACAUGAGAAGUGUACUUGCGAGGCAGCGUGAUCGGUCGCUUAGACUGACGGACGUGAAAUCGGGAGGCCCCAAGUACAAGUCCCACACUGACCACCAGCUUGAUUUUUUUCUCGCUAGUCCCUCAUCCACGACUGAAAAAUAGCCAUCUUGGUUCGCCUCCUGUCAACUGUGUUCUUAACGAUGAGAGAAGGCAUUACUAGAUAGGGAGGCAAGCGGGAAGCAGGCAUGGAGCGCUAGACACGCCCCUCGCUCCCCUGAAAAAGCCCGAACAAAUUUAACCUGAGAUCAGACCCAAAGCGUUGAAUUCUGUUACGCAAUCUCGGGUUAGGAAAAAUGACGCGUAUUCUGGAGAAUAGAGUAUCGGUGCGUGGGAGAGGUGUGCAAAGAUGUCUGAGAAAUGAAACAAUAAAAAUUUAUACUGAUGAUAAAUCGUACGUCAAUCUUGGACGCGUUACAAAAGAAGAACUGCCAGUGUAUGGAAGAAACUGGAAAACUUUUUUCAACUCUUUAAUAUGCCCCACAAAAAAAACUCCGUACACUAAAUUCUGCGGAGAAACUUUUUUACAACUCGCCACGCUCCGAGGUCCGUCUUUAACAGCAAUGCUAAACCAAGGCAAAUGAAAGACUGGUUUCGACCCUUGAGUAAUAACUGUUAUAAAAUAAAAUCCGCUCAAAUUUCUGCCUGGAGCGCAAUGUUAUCUGCGCGUGCAGUCUAGCUGUAUGCGCGCAGCAACUACGUCACAAAUACUGACUAUAACGUCACCAGAACGAACAUCGUCAAGAUUCGAGCCCUCUACAGUUAUGUGCUCUUAGUCUUAAAGGAAACCUGUUGGAUAUGGAAAGUUCUACGGAGAGAUUUUUCAAAGGUUUUUCACUAGAGGAUUACAGGCAUCAAAUUUUUAUGAAAAGUCUGGAAAAAGAAAAGAAACAAUGUCUUGAUCGACUGCGGGAAGAAACGCACGUGUUCAAGAUGUCCAUAAAACCACCUGUGAAAUGUCAAGAAGAGUGUUGGAGUCAAUACGGGGAGAUAUUCCAUGCGAAUGGAGAUAAGAGAGAAACGGGUUCCAUAACGCAUAUUAACAUAGAAGGUUGGUUAAUAGCUUUUUGGAUUGUAUAAGCCUGAGAGCGGUUUUAAAACUGUUUCCCGCUUUAAUAUGCUGUUUUCCGUCAUACUCACCAAAAGCAUAAGUCCUUGCAAAAGUUUUCCUUAAUCAAAAUGUUUUGUUUAGAGCAAGUAGACACAUUCUGGGCCUCUCCUUACCAAGACUGCGAGAAAAGAUUUGCGAGCAAAAAACCCCCGUACACAUGAUGAAUUUCUCGUUUGCUCAACCUUGCUACACUGUAGUGUCGUUGGGAACAUCUUAAUUGUUAAAGUUGCUACGUGCGUAGGCAUCGAAAAACUUCGCAUAUUCGAGAGAAAUCAAUUUCUACUCAUUGUCACACCUUAUGAGCAUGACAAAUGACAAGAAACGAAAACUUGUGGGAAACGAUUCAAAGUUAGAAGAUAAAUUGCGCGCGCGCAGAAAGACCAACCCGGAUUCUUGUCCCGCCAGGCCGGGCUCCUCCCUUUUGAUUGGAGAAGCCCGGAGCGAGCGGAUAAACAAACUUUGCACAGGCGAAUUUUGUCCCCUUUCCUUCACUCCGGCGCUGUUUCUUUUCAGGCUAAAUCAAAGCUCCUGGAGACAAAGUAAGAUGGAUAUCUGACUCGUUUUUCUAAUUCAACACUCUUCGGUAUUUCUUUACCAGGUGAUUUGAACGAAGACAACAAAACCAGCAACACAAAUAAAUCCCUCACCGAUCGCCAGAUUCAAACACCAUCAAAAUCAAUACAGAACUGCAAUGAGAUGAAUAAGAACGUUCAAAGACGCUAUCAAGAGCGAACCAGAAUCAAAGGACAGAGGAACAAGGAUCCCAAGAAGAAAAGCAAACCAGCUGGUCUUACUCUGCUGGAUAUAUUAUGCGGCGAGUUUGAAAAUGGGGCCUUGUUAGGAAAGAGAACAGAGACGAUUCAAGAAAAAACAGAGUCUGGUAGAUAUUGUUGUGCAUCUAAUGUAAAAUAUGGGCUUACAAAGAAAGCGCAAAUAGCUGGCGAGGGCCAAGAAUCACUCCUUACAGAUAGCGAAAAAAGUUUGAAGUUAGCCGAAGAAGCGAGCAGCAAAGCGCGUUCGUACACAUCCAAGAGUAGUUGUGAGGUCUUUCAAUCAGGACAUGACGAAAGUGAGGGAAACUUAAACUGUAAUACACCGGUAGUUAUAUCAAAAAUAGCUGGUAGUGAAAGAUUUUAUUCCAGUGAUUCACCAAAAGAAUCUUCGGCUAGUGAGAUGGGUAUAAGCUCUGAAGAAACCGUCGCCCUUAGGUGCAGAUCUGCGCAGAAUCUUAAUUCGACUUCGGGAGAUCUUAUAAUUAAAAACCACAAGAUUGAGCUAGAAAACCAGUCAAUCAGGAGACAGUUGUGCGAGGGGAUCCAUUCAAAGCUUGAUGACCGUUCAACUUCCCUAGGUACUACCACAAAGAUCGAGAGCGGAUCGCCGAUUCUUAGCUCGGAUUACCCUAGCCGUUUGACUGAAAGUAGUCUGGGAGUAAAAACACCAGAAAGUUGCAGGUUUGUGCAUUUUAAGGAACGACGCAAGAUAUCGAAAACGAAAAGUAAAAAAGAAAAUUGUCUUGAAAAAAGCAGAGGCAAGGAGAAACUGAACAGGACACGAAGUUUAGGCGUGAAACUGUUUCAGUUUGAUGGUCUGCAGUUUCCUCAAAAAGGAAUAUCAAAGGUAAGGCUAGCCUUAGAAAACAGCCAACAUUUCACGACACCCCACUGGUUUCCCCGUAAAGUGACGUCUGAGGAGCGAGGGCAGAAAUUUCUUACUGAUGAUAUGUCACUACCCAAAUCUGGGUAGUGCUUUUAAUUGAUUGAGGCAAAUUUCCCACGUGGCACGACCAAUCAAAAGCACUCCCCUGCUAAUGACAUGUAAUCAGUAUGGAAUUUCUUCGCUUGUUCCUGAGACGUCUGGCGCUUUCCACGACGGGAAAGCGCGCGGAAAGGACUAAACACGACUUCCGGUGCUCAAUUUGCCGCUCUGCCAUUGGUCAAGCCAGUUGUUUGAUUUGCGCGCGCCGUGGUCAACUGACGUUCCCGUUGUGUUGCUAAAUCAGCCUAUUAAAAACUUUGGGAAACUUCCAUGGAAAGGUUCAUCGAGUAAAGAACGUGAAGUUCCAUUCGUUUAUGCUCUCAUUACCAGAAUUUCAGAUGGAGGCACAGAUAUCGCCUUGAAUAGCCUGGAACUGGGGAUUCCUUGCGAAAACUCGUAAAUGGAACGUGCAUUUCCAUCGGAAAAGUUUCCAACGGGAAAACAGGACUUCUACCUUUUCAAUUUUCCAGUUAUUCCCUGGUAUUUUCAGGUGGAACGCUCAAAAAUAUGUUCCAUUUAGAAUACAUCCCAACCGGAAUUUCCGGAAUUUCUUGGUAAAUGGAAAGCGCCUCACGGUCAUUUCGCGGGAAAACCAGUGGUGGCGCUUCCCGAAACGCUGGCAGUUUUCUCAGGCUAAGGUAUUAAACAUGGGAGAUGAAGAUCCCGCAAAGUUGAUGUGACACUGUUUACAUCUCUUAAUUGGCUGAAAUAACCUAUCUAGAUUUGAAACUGAAAAUAAUCUUAAGGUGCCUUCAAAUUAUCAAUGAGCUAGUGGUUGGGUUCAAAUCCUUUUCCCUGAAUGGACGCUAGAAGCGGGAUGUGUAUUAAACAAGCAAACCGCAAACAAAGUAAAAAGCCAAAAAAACGGCAAGCAGUUGUUUGACCCUAACGCGUUCGCAUUUUGACUGAUUCCAUAUUUAUCAAAGAUAAUAUUGACACCGCGUGGUCUGUUCACACACCCUCAUUGAAGUCUGUGAAGAGCCGGCUAUUGACACCGAAAUGAUCUAUUUUGCACAUUAUGUAUUUUGCCAUCAAACUGAAUCAAACAUGUACGAUUGAGUGGGUGGUCGUUAAUUUUGUUUCAGGAAGAAAUCGAAAACGAGACCAGACAAAAGAUGAACCAAUUCUUUGCCAAAGUUGAACACACUAAAACGUGUCAAACAAGCACGCCAAGAUGGCGGUGUACGAGUGGUGUAGACUCCAGCGCAAGAAAAGCAGAAAGAAAAAUCGCUGUCGAACAGGGAAAAAGUUCUCGUGGACAGGAGAGGAAAGAACGUGGUUAUCGCAGGGCUAAGCCGUGGCCUACACAAGUUUGGACUUAAAAUCGUGGAGUUUUGGGGGGAUCAUCAUCGAAGACCAAAUGUUGUGUUUGUAUAGUGUGGAAUUCCAAGUUGUUCCAAUAACUAAAAUAAAGUAAUUUAUAUUUGCCUCUGUUCUUGACUCUGACCCUUAGGUAGCGUUCACACUUUGUGUCCGGACACGGUGCCCGAGAACGGUACUCGCUGGGCACUAAUGUGAACCACCCUUUUCUAAUGACCUACUGGAGAAUUCGGCUUGCGCGGUGCUGGUGUCCGAGUACAAGUUGGAGACCUUGUACUCGAGCGCAAAAGUGGGCACCUGGUUCCUGUGUUCACACCGUUUUUGUGAGAUAAUUUAAUUUCUCUCCCGCGUAAAAAACAAAAAGUUAAUAGAUAACUUUCCCGCGAAAGUUUAAAAAGAUUCCGUACCCUGUACCCCUGCUUUCACACUUCUAACCGUCAGGGGAUGUGGGCGCAGGCCGUCCAACCCAUCAGGAGGCCUGGUUGCUGAUUUCAGCCUGGUUCCCAAGAAAGUGAUCCCAAAAAAAAUUUUUGCUCGCCGCUAAGCUUAUGUUUCAAAAUGGCGUCUGACAGGACGAAAUGAAGUAACCAUGUACACAGUCAAAAUAUCGGGUACUCAAGGUGUGAACACAACACCCGAGUUAAUUUUGCUGGUUGCCAGGCAUUGGUUCCCGGGCUCCAAGUGUGGGUAGCCCCUUAACACUCUGUAGAGGCAUGUUUUUCAAACUGACAUUUAAAAAUUUCGGGAAAGGAAAGUUAUUGAACGCUGAGUAACUUAACGCUGCUAACUGAGCAAAAUUCUGAUUUCCUCUUGUUUUGAGGGAACUGUACCUAAGUAUUAUAAUGAAAAUGAUACAUACUGACUUUUAAGAGACAUUUGAACCUGACCUGAUUCUGACUUUGCAAGAAUCUGCGUUGCAGACAUGCCGCGAAUCAGCGUGCUUAAUUAAUGCUCUCCCGAAUUUAAGGCUGUAUUUCAUAGCCCGCAGAACAGACGCUAUUUUUUCGCGUUUUUCAGGACAACGAAGGCAAGCGCUGGGUGUGGAGUGCUGGACGGUAACGCCUCUUCUGUGGUAG
Messenger RNA from Porites lobata, 14639 nucleotides. NCBI's taxonomy places the organism in Eukaryota, Metazoa, Cnidaria, Anthozoa, Scleractinia, Poritidae. The record is from the annotation of a GenBank genome assembly.